Symbiodinium necroappetens is the source of this 382-nucleotide messenger RNA. The record is from the annotation of a GenBank genome assembly. NCBI's taxonomy places the organism in Eukaryota, Dinophyceae, Suessiales, Symbiodiniaceae.
AUGAUGGCCACGCUGGUCUCCCAGUUCGCCAAAGCCGGGUCGCUGCUCUCGGCCGUGACGGGGCUCCCGGAAGCGGGGCUUAGUGCAGCGCUGGCCGCGGGACUGUCAGCCCUGACAUGGAGAAGCUCUUCCAGUACCACCACCAGCGUGAACGGGUGGCUAACGCUAGGCUUCGUCAUCGCCUGCGUUGCGCUCUUUACUGUUGGCGUGCCACUCGCUGAUUGGAGCCGCCUGAGUCGGGCCAGCUGGCUGGCAUGCCUUCCAUCCUUUCCCACGAUUUUGCAGCUCUUCGUGUACCUGGAAGUGAUCCCGACUUUGGGCACGCUCCUGAAGAUGGAUGCACGGCGCAUGAAGCGAGCUAUUCUGAUUGGCUCGGCCACCC